Molecule: messenger RNA, 741 nt
Organism: Phaedon cochleariae (mustard beetle)
Lineage: Eukaryota; Metazoa; Arthropoda; Insecta; Coleoptera; Chrysomelidae
Source: the annotation of a GenBank genome assembly
AUGUGUGAAAGACAACAGGCUAAAGCAGUGGGUCGAGUCUUGUUUGAACAAGUAUGCAAGCAAUUACAUCUAUUGGAGGCAGAUUAUUUUGGGCUGGAAUACUCAGAUGACCAUGGGACGAGGCGAGACCUGUCGCAAGGCCUGAUGCAGUGCAACGAGAACACGGCCGCCCUCAUGGCCAGCUACAUCGUUCAGGCGGAGUGCGGCGACUUCGUGGCCGACGACUAUCCCGAUCACACGUACCUGUCCAGCUACAAGGGACAAUCUCCUGCUGAAGCUGACCUCAAUCUACUUGAAACUGCAAGAAGAUGUGAACUAUACGGUGUGAAAAUACACCCAGCAAAAGAUCAUGAAAAUGUUCCAUUGAAUUUAGCUGUAGCACAUAUGGGUAUAAUAGUCUUCCAGAAUUAUACCAAAAUUAACACAUUCUCGUGGGCAAAAAUAAGAAAAAUAUCGUUCAAACGGAAACGGUUUCUCAUCAAAUUACACCCAGAAGGAUAUGGAUACUAUAAAGAUACUGUGGAAUUUUUCUUCGAAGGCCGGAAUGAAUGUAAAAACUUUUGGAAGAAAUGCGUGGAAAAUCAUGGAUUCUUCAGAUGUUCUUCUGUGAAACAUGUAUCCAGACACAAAACAAGAGUUUUGUCCAGAGGAAGUUCAUUUAGGUAUAGUGGGAAGACACAAAAACAAAUUGUGGAAUUCGUCAGGGAUAAUUACGUGAAACGUCAAACAUUCCAAAGGUGA